AUGUCCUUCCAGCCGACAACAGAACAAUUGUCGUCGUCGUCGUUAUCUUCAAGUACCAACACAAAUAAUCACACCCAGAUCAAUUGCAACCAGCCCCAGUUGUCUCAACAGAGCAUUCAACUGUUUGACUCAGAGCCUCAGCCUAUAGAUAUCACUUUUAACCAUCGACCUUCAAUCUUCAACAACUCAAGAUUCAGAAGAGAGUCUGUGGCUCAUUCACAAGGUAUGGGUGGUAUAUCAUGGGGUUCGGUUACUAUAGGUUCGUGGUUGAAAGAUGAAGUAAUGUCUGCUAACGUUGGAAACGGAAAUGGAAAUGGAAAUGGAAACGGGAACGGGAACGGGAACGCAGGUGCAAGCGGAGGUCCUUUUGCUGGAAACGUAUUCAGUGCAAACUUUCUCAGUCCACACAUCAAUCAAUCACAGCCAUCACAGCCACAGCAACAGCAGCAACAGCAACAGCAACAACAGCAACAGCAGCAACACCAACAACAACAACAACAACAACAACAACAACAACAGCAACAACAGCAACAACAAAACAAUCAGCUGCUGCAACAACAACAACACCAGCAGCUACAUUCCUCUUAUCAUCAUCAAAACUUGAUUAACCCCAGAAGAGGCUCGUUUCGUACAACUAUCCAUCCUAGUAUGUCUCCACAGCAGCAAACUUCAUACUUGCCUGAACUAGAAGCAGAUUAUUGUAAAGAUUACAAUUGCUGUGGGGAAUUACUACCCACUCUACACGAUUUAUUAAGACAUUACGAGGAAGCUCAUAUACUGGCAUCACCUCCACUCGAUUCUCAGCAACACCUACUCAACAAUAACCGAAAUCGCAAUAACUACAGCAAUAUACAUAAUGUAAUGGAAACAGUAUCUACAACUGAUGUUUUCUUGAAUAAUAGCAAUACAGAUAGAAAAAAUUUCGAUAGUAGUUAUCAAUUCAGCAAUCAAAGCCAAAACUCACAUCAACAGCAGCAGAGUCAACAACAACAGCAGCAGCAGCAGCAGCAGCAGCAACAGCAGCAACAGCAGCAACAGCAGCAACAACAGCAACGUACCCUGCAGGAGCAGUCACAACACUCGCAGCAAUUCAAUAGCCAAUUCUCUUCUCAUCAAUCUCCACUAACACCACCACAAGACACACCAAUGCAAGUAGAUGAAGACGACAUAUAUAUAGACGAUCCAGCACGUCAUUUAUACGUUAUGGAAAACGAAGAAAACAAGCCAUUCAAAUGUCCAGUUAUAGGAUGCGACAAGACUUAUAAGAAUCAAAACGGAUUAAAAUAUCAUAGAUCGCAUGGCCAUCAAGGUCAAAGUUUACGGGAAAACCCCGAUGGUACAAUUUCUAUAAUAGAUCCGGAUUCAAAUUCUCCAUACUUGGAUAAUUCUGCAUUAGAAAAAGACAAACCUUAUAGAUGCGAAGUAUUCCCAUUGGCCAACUCUCCUGUAAUACCAUUGACUUUUACUUCACCUAUACCCGCCACAGCAUUCCCAUCUAUACUUCCUCCUCCUCCUUAUAACAGCUCAUCCGUUUCUUCUUCCACUAAGGAGAAUAACGAGAUGCCGAAGAUGAUGAUGUAUCUGUCAGAUACAGUUUCCCCUCAUUUCACAAGUUAUAAAUUUGAUCCAUCAUCACUCUAUGUUUUGAAAUUGAGAAUCCUGAUUCAGUGUCCUAAUGUACCUUACGAUGACCCUAUGGACUAUGGCGAGUAUCAAACAAUUACACCUACACCUUCUUUUUUAUCGGCCAAAUAUUUAAUAAACAAGGUCCAAUACAGCUUGCUAAAUAACAGAGGCGACUCGUUCUUGAGCCAAGGCACAUUCAUACUAAACUGUGAUAGUCAUAUCCAGUACCAGUUGAGAAACUCGUUUGUUCCAUACAAUCUACGCCAUUGGUUCCCGCCUAAACUUUCCGAUUUAUCACGCUUACAAACUUUUGAAUUCGAUCUAUUUGAUAUAUUGGGCUCAAAAAUCGAUCUGAAAACAAGCACAACGCCUAAUAAAAGAAAAGGAAAUGGAAUCAAUAAUAAUGACUCUGAUUCCGAUUCCGAUUACUACUUUGAUAAUUUCGUUUUAUUGUUAUCUCAAGCGGAUAAGUACCUUAUUGAAGAUAUAUAUACUCAAGCAUGGUUUGAAAUAAAAUGGACUGGUUUUAGAUACUAUUUGGUGAAAUACUACUAUACUUGUUAUAUUCUAGGCACAGCUGUUUUCUUUCUCGUAUCGUUGACAAUGUCAAUAUUAACUGGAUACGGAAUGUUGUGGUUCAACCAUCAAAGAGGUAGAAGCAAAAAUGGCAGAAACACUAGUAAUAUCAAGAUUGAAAAUCCAACAAUAAAAGUGGAGAGAAAAUAA
Molecule: messenger RNA, 2352 nt
Organism: Lodderomyces oxycetoniae
Lineage: Eukaryota; Fungi; Ascomycota; Pichiomycetes; Serinales; Debaryomycetaceae
Gene: SFP1
Product: zinc-coordinating transcription factor
Exons: 2
Coding region: 1-2352 (783 amino acids)
Cellular component (GO): nucleus
Source: RefSeq, a predicted model, not a curated record